Molecule: messenger RNA, 1559 nt
Organism: Charadrius vociferus (killdeer)
Lineage: Eukaryota; Metazoa; Chordata; Aves; Charadriiformes; Charadriidae
Gene: CDR2
Product: cerebellar degeneration-related protein 2, 62kDa
Exons: 5
Coding region: 1-1320 (439 amino acids)
Source: RefSeq, a predicted model, not a curated record
AUGCUGGUGCAGUACUGGGCAGAUGAUCUUCACCUUGCUGCUGAGCUUGGGAAGACACUACUGGACCGUAACACUGAACUAGAAGAAUCUUUACAACAAAUGUAUGCAACAAAUCAAGAGCAACUGCAGGAGAUAGAGUACCUCACAAAGCAAGUGGAGCUCUUGCGUCAGAUGAAUGAUCAGCAUGCGAAAGUCUAUGAACAGCUGGAUGUGACAGCAAGAGAACUUGAAGACACUAAUCAAAAACUAGUGGCGGAGAGCAGGGCUUCACAACAAAAGAUAUUAAGCUUGACAGAGACUAUUGAAAAUCUGCAAACACACAUAGAUGACCUGCAGCAACAAGUAGAAGAAUUGAAAACGUCUGGACGAGGCCGGAUGAACCAUGAGAGAUCUGACCAGCCAAGAUCAAUGCACAGUUUUUCAUGUUUGAAGGAGCUGUAUGACCUUCGCCAGUAUUUUGUUUAUGAUCAUGUGUUUGCAGAAAAGAUUACUUCGAUGGAUAAUCAGUUAAGUCCUCUAGAAGAAGAAAAUGAGAACUUAAAAAAGGCAGUUACAGUUCUGCAAGCCCAACUUAACCUGGAAAAAGAGAAAAGGGUAACAAUGGAAGAGGAAUACAGUCUUAUGGUAAAAGAAAACUGUGACCUUGAACAGAGGCUUGUUGAUAUAGACUUAUAUCGGGCUCGUGCAGAGGAGUUGGAAGUGGAAGUAGCUGAAAUGCGACAAAUACUUCAGUCUGAAAACACAUGCCAUAAUGCAGAGAAAUUGGUGCCAGAAUCAUUUUUCAUUUCAUUCAAGGAAUCUUUAGAAAGGGAGCUUGGUCAGAGCCUGGCAGAUGAUGGACUUCUGACUGUAUCGGAGCUUGAGAAGAAGGCACUGAAACGGAGCAGCAGUGAAACUUUCCUAAGCAGUGCUGCAGGGGGAGACAUUCUAAGGGGCCAUGAAGAAACAUGUAUUAGGAGGGCUGAAGCUGUGAAGCAGCGAGGAAUCUCUGUACUUAAUGAAGUUGAUGCUCAGUAUAAUGCUCUGAAAGUGAAGUACGAGGAACUUUUGAAGAAGUGUCAAAUGGAUGAAGAUUCUUUGAAACACAAGGCCGUACAAACGCUGAAGCAGUAUUCUAAAGACCUAAAUAUGGGGCAUACCCAGUAUGAUCUUUCUGCUAGCAAUCAAGAAUUCAUAACUGUGGAGCUAAGUGACUCGCCCACAAAUGCUCUUCCUGAAUAUAAGGCACUCUUCAAGGAAAUUUUUAGCUGUAUCAGAAAAACAAAGGAAGAAAUAGAUGAACACAGAGCUAAGUACAAGUCCCUCUCCUCUCAGCCAUAACACUGGACAUGCUGCUGACCUGUUUUCUGCUGAUGACUAAGCUGUUAGUUGAGAAGGGGAAAAACUUUAUACAAAUGUCAGAAGACCCCUUAUACUGAUGUAUUUCUUGAGCACUCAAAAUGAAUGUUUUGAAUUGGCUUAUAGACCUGUAGUGAACAAGCUAGUUAGUUAACAGCUAGUCUCCCUGUAUCCAUGUAGCAGUAGAUUUAAUGUUCUUUAGCACUGUUACACAAACUAGU